AACGUCAAAGGUUUCCGCCAAUCAAACGUCGCUGCAGAAAGGACGCCAUGCGUGGUCGCGAAUUCCAAAAUGGUCUCGGGCGUCCAAUUUGUCAAGAGCUUGAUCUCGCAGCACGGCGUCGUCGUCUUCAGCAAGACGACGUGCCCGUACUGCCGCAUGGCCAAGGACGUGCUCGGCUCCGUCGGCGCGCGCUUCCACGUCGUCGAGCUCAACCAAAUGGGCGACGCGCCGACCGGGGACGACGUGCAGAACGCCUGCUUCCAGCUCACGGGCCAGCGCACCGUGCCCAAUGUCUUUAUCAACGGCAAGUCCAUUGGCGGCGGCUCCGACACGGCGGCGCUCCAGAAGGCCGGGAAGCUCGUUCCUCUUCUCAAGGACGCUGGCGCCUUGUAAAGCGCACGAAACAAAUUUCUGAAGGGAAGACGGCACUGAUAAUCAAAGGUAUUAAUACAAGUGUACCCUUGUACUACGACA
Saprolegnia parasitica CBS 223.65 is the source of this 474-nucleotide messenger RNA. RefSeq lists its product as hypothetical. NCBI's taxonomy places the organism in Eukaryota, Oomycota, Saprolegniomycetes, Saprolegniales, Saprolegniaceae. The transcript has a single exon. Gene Ontology annotation, molecular function: glutathione disulfide oxidoreductase activity. Gene Ontology annotation, biological process: cellular response to oxidative stress. Bases 70 to 393 code for a protein of 107 amino acids. Gene Ontology annotation, cellular component: cytoplasm. The record is from RefSeq and is a predicted model, not a curated record.